AUGAUGAAAAGGCUUUUCUUGAAUGAUUAUUCAAUUUCUUUGACUCGUAGAGGGACGAUCAAUACAGCAGCCACCUUAUCAUAUUUACCAUCACUCCUUCAUCAAACAAGGAUACGACCAUUUCAUGAAUCAAGAGUAGUUACGUAUGGAUAUCAAUUUAAAGAACGUACCGAGUUGGUUAGAGAAUUUAUUCAUGACUCUCUUUACAAUCCCGAGUAUGGUUAUUUCAAUAAGAAGGACCAUGAAUUAAUUAUAACGCAUCCAGUGCUACGAGAUGAAAAAUUAACUCGGACGGAUACCACUGAAACGGAUCAAUUUGAAAAAGAUUUAGUGAAUAAUAAUUUAUCAUUUGAUGAACAAAUGAUUUUACCUUUUCAUGAAUUGCAAGAUCAAUUAGAUUAUUUGGAAAACUUGUCAGAAUUAUAUCAACGAGGUCCUCAAAGUUGGGGAACACCCAUCGAAAUAUUUCAACCAUAUUAUGGAAUCGCCAUUGCAGAAUACAUGUUACGAACUACCUUUGGAGAAGGAAAGAAUGAAAAUUUAGAAAAACCACUUAAAAUUUAUGAAAUGGGAGGUGGAAUGGGAACAUGUGCUCGGAAUGUAUUGGAUUAUUUAGAAAAGGAAUAUCCAGAAAUUUACAAGCGAACAGAAUAUAGUAUUAUUGAGAUUUCUUCACAACUUCACGAACAACAAAAAAUUAGAUGUGCUAGACAUGUAAAAAACGGUAAACUAAUGCUUCAUCACGCCUCUUUCAUGGAUUGGAGCAAUGUUGAACAAGAUGAAUGUUUUGUAAUUGCUAUGGAGGUGUUAGACAACUGUGCUCAUGACAAGGUAUCCAUUGACGGCGAAGGAAAUGUACUUGAAUGCCAUGUUUUUGAAGAUCCCCUUACGAAUUAUUAUGGAGAGGUUUUUCUUCCUUGUCAAGAUGAGCUAAUUAUACGAUAUCUUUAUUUAUCAGGAAUCAUUGAGGGAGACACUCAAAAUACAUCAAAUUCUGUUUCUCAGAGAUAUUUUUACAAAGCUAUUGAGGAUUUAAGAGCUGGAAAAAUCAAAAAAGGUAUAAGAUCUUUCUUCUCCAAGUCCGUUGGGGGAAUGAGAUCUUUAUUAAUGAGCUCCAUAGGUGGAGAUCAUGUGAUGUUCAUUCCCACAGUGCAACUUCAAAUCAUUGAGAAGCUCUAUCAAAAUUUUCCCAAACACAGACUCAUAUGUGCCGAUUUUGACUAUUUAGGAACUGAUGAAUCAGGUGAAACCAAUCUUCGAGAAAAAAGAACCAUCUUUCUCAAAAAGGAAGAUAUCACAUCAGACGAAAAUUACAGCAUUGAAUCUCAUUCAUUUCGGUCGUAUCUCGUUCCAAAGGGUGAAUGUGAUAUUUUCUUUGCCACUGAUUUUGCAACCAUGCAACAAGUGUACGGAAAAGUUUGUAGAGACAACAAUGGAAUGUUGAGAGGUUCUAAGGUUGUGAAAUCAUCUCAAUUUAUGAAUCAAUAUGCACAAAAAGAAAAGUUUGCUACAAAAUCUGGCUACAAUCCACUCCUUAGAGACUAUUCCAACUUUUCAUUCUUUUUGAGUUAA
Naegleria fowleri is the source of this 1572-nucleotide messenger RNA. RefSeq lists its product as uncharacterized. The record is from RefSeq and is a predicted model, not a curated record. NCBI's taxonomy places the organism in Eukaryota, Heterolobosea, Eutetramitea, Acrasida, Naegleriidae. The transcript is spliced from 2 exons. Bases 1 to 1572 code for a protein of 523 amino acids. Gene Ontology annotation, molecular function: protein-arginine omega-N symmetric methyltransferase activity. Gene Ontology annotation, cellular component: mitochondrion.